AUGUCUGCAUUACAGGCUUAUAGAAAUGCGUUGAGGGCUACCAAGGUGGCGUUCAAGAAGGAUGUCCCUGUUUUGACUGCUGCUAGAACCAAGAUCAGAGAAGGAUUUGAAGAGCAUCGUGGAUUAAGUGAUGAGUCUUUGAUACAAGAAGAAGUGACCAAAUUGAAUGGUAUCAGUCAAUUUUUGGUUAGAAAUGUUGUUCAAGCUAAAAAACAAGACAACGGUAAGUACUUAUUGGAUAUCCAUUCUGAAACAGAGUUGGGAGACAACGAGAGUAUCAAGAACCCCAAGAAGGAUAUGGGAUCUUUGGCAGGAGUCAAGUCAUGCUCUGGAUUGAAACGUUAA
Lizanozyma spartinae is the source of this 345-nucleotide messenger RNA. RefSeq lists its product as uncharacterized. Gene Ontology annotation, biological process: mitochondrial respiratory chain complex III assembly. Bases 1 to 345 code for a protein of 114 amino acids. Lineage: Eukaryota; Fungi; Ascomycota; Pichiomycetes; Serinales; Debaryomycetaceae. The transcript has a single exon. The record is from RefSeq and is a predicted model, not a curated record.